Messenger RNA from Aphanomyces invadans, 1201 nucleotides. RefSeq lists its product as hypothetical. The transcript has a single exon. Lineage: Eukaryota; Oomycota; Saprolegniomycetes; Saprolegniales; Verrucalvaceae. The record is from RefSeq and is a predicted model, not a curated record. The coding region runs from base 244 to 627 and encodes 127 amino acids.
GCGCAUGCAAGUUUCCUUACGAGUUGUCGAGCGACCACCAGGCGAGGGUCAUGACUCGGCGAGUGGUUGCCCGCGUCCAGACAAGAAGCAGGUACGCUGGCAGCUCGCAUCACAACGGACGCAACCGCCAAGUGCCAGCCACUUACGCGGCCCCGGCGACGCCGUACUUUGUGCCUCAAAGUGCCCGUGUUAGACGAUAGCGUUAGAGCGACCUCAUACGUUCUCAAGGACAACAAGACCACAAUGAUGAGAGUGUCAUGGUGUCGCAAAUCCAAGUUGACGACACGCUGUAGAUGCAGGAGAGUAUUGAGAGGUAUGGGAACGUGCUCGAAGUCGAUCGAUUCCUCCUUGGGAAUACCUCACAUCUCCAUGCCUCUCGAUCGCUUUUCAGAUCCAUGUUAUUUGAUGAGUACACAAGUACUGAAGUCGUUUCCGCAUUCCAACGGGGGCAAGACCCACGAGCGCCUGAGUGGUGAUGCAGUCUCCCCAUAUAUAUCCCUCAGAGACCACGAUUUCGUCUUCAUGACGGCGACCUGCCCGUUCAGGAACGAUGCCGGCCGCAUACUUCAGCCGCAAGUGCCCGCCACGCCUUGUGCACGACGCAAGAAGUGCAAAGAAACGUCUUGAAGCCGUGCCCAGAACGUGGAUGCCUUGUGACGUUGCAUGUCCGUGGGUUGUUUACAUGGUUUUUCGAGUUAAGCGAGGGAACUCACACCUCCCGUGACGGGACCUGGCGCGACCCGAACGGAUCUUUGUGCGCCACGAUCCAAAAUGGAAACAGUCGACUCCUGGAUUCGAACUGCCGCCGGACUCGAUUCCACACGGGGAAGUUGUUGAACAAAGGAGGGCGACCGCACAGACGCUGUAGAGUGUGGUACCGGUUGUGGUGGGCUUUUCUGGGGAGCUGCCUCGAACGCCUUCCUCGUGUGGCGCCAUGGGAUGAUGUUGCCGACACAUAAAAAAUCACCCGAAGUCAAAUUCCCACGUCUGCCGCCGACCUGAAUGUCGUUUGCUACUCUGUACUGCAUGUUGGAGUUUGAGGCGGCGGGUUGUCUUGCGGCGACCUGGGCCGGCAUUCGUGGCCGGGCAAGCGUUGCGAGAAUUCUCUGGUCAUCUCCACAACGAAGCGAGCGUGCUGUUUUGACAUCAUUCGCAUGGUCAAGACUCAUUAGGACGCGGCUCGUUUCAUGCGAUUCUCGAG